AUGGCGAUACCCUGGGGAACCAUCAAGUCCCUUGUCAUCUUCUUCGGCCCCCUCCUCCUCCCCAAAGCCAUCGGCUACUACCGCCGCAUGCGCGACGCACCGCGCAUCCAUGGCCUCAAAGUCCGGCCUUUACCGGCGCCCAUGACCCGCGCCAUUGCCAUCCUCUUCGCCGUAGCCGCCGUCUUCCUCCUCCGCACGCUCCCCAUCUUCUCCCCCGAAAACAUCUUCAAAAUCACCCAAUCGCGCCUCCAAAUACCUGCCGACGUGCUCUUCAACCGCCUCUCCGCCCUCCGACCCAGCAACACCCUCACCGCGACCGACCUCGCCCUGCGCGCCAAAUUCGCCUCGCUCGAAUCCCGCCUCCUCUACCUCCACCACGGCCCCUCCGUGGUCGCCACCUGCCCCUUCUGCACCUCCGACGACCCGCGCUCCUACCUCUACUACGCGCUCCCGGACCUCCUCGCCCCGCACCUCUUCAACCUGAUCAUCAUCGCGCUGGCCACGUCCUCUCUCCUCACCGGCCGCGCCAACUCCGCCUCCGCGGCACGGUUCCGCGCCCCCGCGUCCCUCGCCGCCGUCGCGGCCGCGUUCCUCGACCUGUACUGGGUGGCGACGUACAACCACACGGCCAACGCGCGGGCGCUGCGGCUGGGCGAGCUGGACGCCUUCUUCUGGACGGCGCGCGUGGUGCGGUACACUGCCGUCGCGAUCGUCGACUGCCUGCUCGCGCUGGUGCUGUACCUGUCCGGGACGCAGCGCGCGUUUGUCAACCCGCCGUCCGCGGUGGAGAGGGUGGAAGCGGUGACGCGCAGGCUGGGGACGAUCAUGGGGGUGGUGAAUGCGUCGGGGGUGGUGAAGAAUACGGUGUUGAGGGAUGAGGAGCUGCGGGGGAGGAGUGUGGCGUAUUGGGCGCAUGAGGUGCGGUUGAUGAGGGAGAUGAUGGAGGAGAGGGAGGUGGUGGAGGGGGUGAAUGAUGCGUUGCUGAAUCGGAUUGAUAUCAGGGGGAUUGAGAGGGAUGCUGAGGCUUAUGCGAAGGCGGUGUUGAUGCCGGCGGGGGCGGGCAAGGAGCAAGUAGUUGGUUGA
Messenger RNA from Chaetomium globosum CBS 148.51, 1083 nucleotides. RefSeq lists its product as uncharacterized. The transcript is spliced from 2 exons. Bases 1 to 1083 code for a protein of 360 amino acids. The record is from RefSeq and is a predicted model, not a curated record. NCBI's taxonomy places the organism in Eukaryota, Fungi, Ascomycota, Sordariomycetes, Sordariales, Chaetomiaceae.